AACAAUAAUGCCUCUCUCUCUUUUGUGAGAAUUUAAAGUUUCCACGCAAAACCAAUUUCCGUUCUUCAAAUCCUUUCUUACAUUUUUCUUUCAUAUGAAAUUCCUCCCUAUAUUGAAGGGUCGUUUGUAUUUCCAUGAAAUUGAUUGAAGAGAACAUAUAAGAAGAAAUGGGUUUCCUACCAAUUCUCUCGUUCAUCACAAACAGCCGAUAGAUUGUUAGAUCUAUCCAUCCUAGUCUUUAUUGCAGAGGAAAAUUUUGGAAAAGGGUAUAAAGCGGGUAUUUUGAUUGUUCAAGAUGAGUCAACAAAGCAAGCGGUCAAGCACUUUCACCUCAACAGACCUCCCAGUGAAGCGGAGACGUGGUCGUCCGCGUAAAGAUGAUAAUCAGGUUAAGAAGGAGAACGCGCACUUGCCGGUAGCUCCUGCAUCUGAUGGCACGAGGAAAAAUCAACAUGUUGAAGUUGAUCAAACUGCUGGCAUUGAUGAUGACAUGGUGGGGCAGGUGGUUUCUGGUGUCAUUGAGGGCUCUUUUGAUGCUGGCUAUCUUCUUUCUGUUAAGAUUGCGAACUCCAACACUAUUUUGCGGGGUGUUGUGUUUCAACCAGGGCUUUUUUCUCCUCUUACUGCAGCAAAUGACAUUGCUCCAAAUGCUAAGAUGUACAAAAGAAAAGAACUUCCCAUACCUGCAUUGCAUCCACAAGUUCAAGUUCAAGUCCAUGCUUCUGUUCCCCAACUAGAACAAAAUAGCAAGCAGCCUUUCCAGUCAGAGAACCAGGCACCUAUAGUUCCAGAGCAAGUUUUACCCACUGAGCUGCAUUCAGGUACUCCAUUUGCACUUGAUCAAUCUCCCUCUGUCACGGUACUUCUGACUGAUAACUUGCUGACUGAUAACUUGCCUAAGAGAGACAUAAGUGCUCAAUUGGGAGGAGAAAUCCUACCACAACAAAAUUCAGAGUUUGGACUUGAUAACCAAUUUGCCUCUCAGUUAGAGCAUACUAGUACUGUCAAACAGGAUCAGGUGAUGCACGAAUCUGAGCCUUCUGAUCCGUUAGGACCUAAGGUUGAACUAGAAGUAACUAAAGAUGUGAUAUCGGGACCAGCAUCUGUCCCUACUGUUGAUAUUUUGCCAGGCAAUGAUAGCAUUAAUCAUGUACCCCUAGUUCAACACCAGGCUGUGGAUUCUGGACUUGUGCCAAGUGGAUUGGUACACGAUAAACUGAAAAGCUCAAAUUCUGAGCUCCACCAAACUCCUGUAGUUGCAAAACCUCAACCUGAGCCCUCUCAACCAAUCAGUGAACCAAUUGAUUUUGUGAUGGAAAAGCCCAUCUCUCCAAAGAAUGAUGCACCACAAGAUAUACAGUCAGAACUUGCAGCUGAGGUUUUAAAGAAGGAUGAAACUUCUACUAAUGGAAACCUACUGAGUGACGCCGCUAAGAAUACUGAAGGGGGUUCACAGUCUGCACCGAAGAAGGGAGAAGCUACUCCAUCUGAACUUGAACCUGCAGCUGAAGAAUCUGUUCUUCCAGGAAUGCUUGAAUCACAAAUCUCUAGUACUGCUGGUCACACCAACAAUGUUGAUUUUGUUCUUUAAAAAGCUGUUCAACCAACACAAACUUAUAGCUACAUGAGCAUUUUUACUGAAACUGGAGGUAGAUAGAGACUACAACAGAUUAUGCAUAUAGAAUAAAUUCAAUAAAGACUUGGGGAUAAAACUGGUAAUACCGCUUAUGAACACCAAUAGAUGAAGAAGAUUAGGUGUACCUGCACCAUUAUAGACUACUUUCUCUCAAAUGGCCCCAAAUGGUUUUGUAAUGAGAAUUUUUGCACCCUCCUUUAGACUUCAUUUUUGCUUACUUUGGAGUCUCUCUUAUAACAAAAAAAAUGUUUAGGUUGUUUUCUGAUGCUUUACUUCACUGUUAAUUGAUCAACUUCUUCAGUACUAUCUCUUUAUUUUUAUCACAGGAGUUCAGGUUACAAAGA
Messenger RNA from Cornus florida, 1980 nucleotides. RefSeq lists its product as uncharacterized. The record is from RefSeq and is a predicted model, not a curated record. The transcript is spliced from 2 exons. Lineage: Eukaryota; Viridiplantae; Streptophyta; Magnoliopsida; Cornales; Cornaceae. Bases 296 to 1591 code for a protein of 431 amino acids.